Molecule: messenger RNA, 4486 nt
Organism: Ceratina calcarata
Lineage: Eukaryota; Metazoa; Arthropoda; Insecta; Hymenoptera; Apidae
Gene: aos
Product: protein argos
Exons: 4
Coding region: 3244-4140 (298 amino acids)
Source: RefSeq, a predicted model, not a curated record
UUUCCUGAAACAAAUCAGACGCCUUCCUCUAAAUACGGUCUCGGAAAUAAGUCUCGUUCAUACGUUCUGAAAGUAUUAAACCGAUAACGGGACAAGAUCGAGAUGAAUGAGAUCGAAGGAGAUCAGAAGGCGGAGGACGAAGUUCUCGGGCGUAAUUAUACAAUUAAUAACGGAGCAAGAGUGCUCGGUUCGAGAGGAUUAGAAAGUAUCUGUCUCUCCUCUCCUGGCAAAACGGCCGAUCACUGAUAACGGGAUAAAUUUGCUAAAUAGAAGAGAUCGCUCCGCUGAAACUCGGAUCGACGCCAUUGAACUAGUUCAAAGCUGAUCCUCUGAUUUCUUUCCCUGUUCACCGGUCGACAUUCUUCGCUAGGACGGUGAAGGCGUACUUGCGCAGCAUUCACGGUCCAAGAGUAAGGAGCAUAGUUUCCGGUCGUAGGUUGCGGCACCUGCAUUCGCCCGGCCUUCUUCCAUCCUUCUCGCAUUGCCUUGCCGGUGCAUGCAAGAAUCUGGCGUAUCUCCCCUUUUUUACCCACUCCCGGGUAACGUUAACGAUUCCACCGUGUGCACGUGCAUGCACACAAACGAAACUAUCUCCCCUACCGCUGCCCCUUGGCCGUUCCGUCUCUUUCUCGUUCCCCUCUGCUGCUACCACCGUGCCGCAACCUGAACCCCUCGAGAGGUGUUCGCCUCCUCCGACCAUGCUCAAUACUUCCAACGCUGCGGUCCACCUCUUCGUCUUUCUAUCUCGAUGUUCUACUCUCGUCGACCCCACCUCGCUCUCGAACGACUCCCCGCCGAAUCGUAACCGAGUCUCGUGCCCCUCUCGCCGACCAAGAAUUCAUUCAUGCCGGGUACAGUGGUUCUCCGAACCGAAGGACGGACCACGGAGAAACCUCCAGCUUCCGUCGACGAUCGAACGAUGCGCUCGAUGGAAAAUAAAAAAUAGACAUCCGGCUUAACGUCUACGUGUUCUUCGUCGUAAAGAAUCGUCGCGUCGGCUCGAUCGCUGGUUUCACCGAAUCUACGCGAUUUCGCUCGGUACUUGUAAGAUCGCAUCGAAUCCGAUCGGAUUUCGUUCCUAUUCGUUUUCAUACACGGAGAAGAGUAAGAGUAACGCGGCGUGGAUCGACAGAGAGGCACGAGGGAAAAGAGUAAACAGCAGCGGAGGAAGAGAGAGAAAGUAGGAGUGAAUGGAUCGCGGCCUCAAUCAAUGAAACAGCGAUCCUCAAACUGACGAUCGGCCUUCGAUCAUCGUCUACGACUCGUUGCGCCUGCUGUCGCGUCGUCGCAUUCAGAAUAAUAUAAUAUCAAAAGAUUCGAUUUGUUUCGGUCUCGGGCGGGACGCGUGACGCCGAGAGGUCGAGAAAGGGUGCUCGGAACGAUAAAACGCUAAAUACCAGAAAAUGGAAUAAGUAUAGGACGCACCGAAAUCUGUGAGGAGGUGCGCGCGUGACAAUUGCUUGACGCCGUAAAUGUUUUAAUCGGGAAGACCGAGGAGACGGACGGCUCGCGUAGGAGAGCGUUCGGGUGGAAAUUGGUCGCGAGCCAACGGGUCAAAGUAGGUAGAAACCUCUCGCCGUUGGACACCCACGCGAGUUCGAGAAUUCGAAAAACAAUAUCUUUCGAAUGGUCGCGUGCGUCGAUCUCGAGUGCUGCGUGAACCGUGUGACCCGCCCACGCGGUUUACGUGUGUACAAGUAUUAUACUUGCUACGUAGGCUGCACCGAUUAUGCGUUUCACGUCGCCUGUCCCCACGAAUAUUUCCACACACGCCGCAAGACCAUUUUCUCUUUAUCCCUGCGUUACUCGUUAGCUUUCGAACGUCGAAACGCCAACAGUUUAAUAACGCGGUUUCGCGUACGUCCGAGCGGAUCGAAUCGUAGAUGCAUAUAAUGCGACGCGAUCGAGCGUCGGCUGACAAAAUGUUAUGAAUAAAACUGAUCGACCGCGAGCUGUAACGAAAAAGGAAUGCAAGGACGCGAUACGUGAAAAAGGGAAGUGCACCUGACGAGCCUCUCCUUUCGUUCGCGACGCGGUAUUCACGUUUGGAAAAAGAGGCAGGCAAGAAUCGAGGUACACGCGUACAUUUCAUAAAUCGGCAAACCGUCGUUCGACACGAUGAAAAAGUAUCGUUUAUAUGACAAAGGUCCUGCGUUACUUUUCGGCCGACGUGAUAAACGGUCGUAGGAGAGAGAGAGAGAGAGAGAGAUAGAGAGGAUGGAGGAAGCGAGGAAUGGUCCAAGUGUAACGAGUAUGUCUCGAGUCGAAUGGUCGCAUCUCGUUGGAGAAAGGUGUAUACGAGUAAAGAGGAGAGAGAGCCAGUGAAGUGGAAUGAUGUGGAGUGGAGUGGAAUGAAGUGGAGUGGAGUGGAAGUCGAGUUCUGAGAGUGUGAGGAAGAAGGAUCUCGGAGUGGGGUGAAAGUUGACGUGGAGUAGAGCCGCAGCGGUGUGGAGAAAGAAGAGCAGAAGGAAGGGAGACCCGCUCAUUCAUGCUUUGCCUUUAGCUGUUAGAAGUUCAGUCGAACGAAUGGUACAGGUUCGCGCGGUCCCUCGCUGCCGAUGUUCGAAUCGCGUUGCAAAACCGUAGUAAGACCGUAGGACACAUGAUAGAAGGCGGAGCGCGCAAGGACACGAGAAAAGAGUGCGAGCCACACAGCCGUCGGAGAGCGUACGACGUAUGCCACGCUGAUAUUGCUGCUGCUGCUGCUGCUGCUGCUGUUCACUGCCGGUGAACGUGUCUUUCUCGUUCGCUACGAGAGACAGCCGUGAAACGACGAGCCGUUUCGUUUAACGAAACGAGCCGCGAACAGAUUGAAAAGUGUAUCGGUAUCUUUACCAAGUGACAUCGAACGAGCAACAGAACAGGGGUACUAUUCCGUGGAUUGAUAGAGGAACGCUCCGAACAACGAUCGCAUAAGCGUAAAUUAUGCAGCGAACGUAACUGAUGAACCGUGAGGAAAUCGUUGCCCGCGGCGAAUAAUCCUUACGUGACGCGCGUGUACCAUUUCUCGUUUCCGAAUGUGUCGCAUCGUUGCUCGAACGUCGAAACUCCGAUUCAACGUCCGACAAUCGAUCUGGGUAUUCAUCCGAUGAUCGGUGAUCGUCGCGAUCACCGAUCGUGAACAAUAACGGAGGAACAGGCGAUCUUAUUAUUUAUAACGGACGAGGAAGGAACAGGAGAAGAACAGCGAAAGGGGCGGAGUACACGAAAAGGACACGAAGGAUCGCGUGCGCGCGCGAAAGGAUGGCCGAUUUGAUCUGUUUCUUAUUAGCGAUGUUCGGGCAGUUGCUCGUCCGCGAGAGCAAGGGUAGCCUCCUCGGCGUGGAGCUAGACGAGACCGGUCAAAAGUUUCUCAACGAGUAUCUGUCCCUCGACGACGGCAAGUACCUGUCGGAGUUGCAGGAGUUCGAGGACACGGCGAUCGAGCUCGACUUGAUCGACCAGAAGAGGAAACAUCGCCCGACGCACCAGCAGCCGAAAGUCCUCUAUCAGAUCGGGGACAGCGAGGACGAGCUGCCCGAAUGUUCGGACCGGAGCGAGGUUUGCAGCAAGGUGGAUUUGUACGGAUCGCCUUGGGUCGAGAGACAGUGUCGCUGUCCGGAUGGCCGUACCUGUCCCAGCAGUUUACACGGGGACGACGGACACACGAUAGUCGACAAAACGCGCCAGUACAAGCUUUGCGAGCCAGUGAAACGUCUUCCGAUCUGUCGUUAUUUCAAAGACGUCACGUGGACCCUGGCUCCUGGAGGAGGCCCGGCGAACGCGACGGUCCAACGGGUUUACUGCCGAUGCCGACCGGGUAGCGUACCUUAUCUAGUUCGGAGGCAAGCUUACAGGUCGUCCGAAGGAAGUCCUGGCUUUAUUUAUGCGUUCGCGUGUUCUCCGCAGAGCAGGCUACGCUGUCAGCACAAGGAGCCCUGCCGACUGUUCACCGUGCGAAAACGGCGGAGUUCCCAACUGGAAGAGGUAAACGCUUCGCCUCUCUGCCAGUGCCCGAAGGGCCACCGGUGCCCCAGAAGGCACACCGAUCCGGGUUCCCUGCCGGCGAGAUCCUAUUCCGGCGUGCUGGAGAUCAAAACUUACAGCGGAUAUUGCGUACCCUCCCAGUCGCAUCAUUCCGAGACCGUCUACACCGUUUGAACGCGCGAGAACGGCUGAGCGACGCACGACGCUGUGUACAGUCAGUCUCGGGGAUACUCGAAACUGUUCGGAAAUAUUUUCAGGCGAACCUUUAGAAUUAGAGAGGAAAGCAUUUGGACGCGAAUCUUGCCGUUCGGAUAGGAAAUAUGUGUCGUUUAUACGAGAACGUAUGACGAUCAUGAGUUGAAGCGCGCCGAUCGCGACGUUUUCGUUCACGGACGUGUCCCUGAUAACGAUAUUAUCCGACAAUUGUACUUUACGUUAUAUUACUGCGUACCCAUGUAUAUCGCUCUUGUACAUAAUUCAUUCUCAAACACAGUGAGAUAAAUAAAUUUUAUUAUCAUUA